GUUCCAAGCAGGACCCUCCGCACAUCUCCGACGACAGGCUGAUUGCUGAGCAGAAGCAUGGCAGGUUCAUGUGCGACAGAUGCGGCAAGGAUCAUCUACGCUCCACAGACGGUACAUGGAUCUCGGACGAUGCACGCCUGAUGGUAGCGCAGAACUGGCCCCAGGCCUACCUCGACGGUACAAACAUGGGAUGGCACUGCGAGAUCUGCUGGAUCCGACACCUGGAGGAAGAGGGCAUCCCAGCACCAACUGGUGCAACAGUCGCGGAUAAGGUCAAGGAGUACGAACAUUGGAGGGGCGAGCCCUCCUGCUCGCCUGGCGCGCGGGCGCCGCGUGUGCCAGAGAUGGCAGGCGUCGAAGACGAUUCCACGGCGAUCGAGGGCGUGGCGGAGUGGAUCACGAACAACGUCAAGGCGUCCGUGUGCGACAUCCCGCUGAAGGACCUCGACAUGGUGGUGUCCUUCGCCAGCAACUCCACGACGAUCAAGGAGAUGUUCGAGCUCGUGGCGGACCAGAUCCCGAACAACAUCAAGGCCUACGAGUACGACAUCCCGCGGAAGGAUCUCAAGAUGGUGGUGCUCUGCGCCAGCAACUCCACGACGAUCCAGGAGGGGUUGAAGCUCGUGGCGGAGUGGAUCCCGGACAUCAUCAAGGCGUCCGUGAGCGACAUGCCGCUGAAGGACCUCAAGAUGGUGGUGCCCUUCGCCAGCAACUCCACGGGGAUCCAGGAGAUGUUCGAGAGCAUGGCGGAAUGGAUCCCGAACAGCAUCAAGGCGUCCUUCGCCGGCAACUCCGCGGCGAUCCAGGAGAUGUUCAGGCUCGUGGCGGAGUGGAUCCCGAACAACAUCAAGGCCUCCCUGUACAACAUCCCGCUGAAGGACCUCGAGAUGGCGGCCGUCGACGACGACUCCACGGCGAUCCAGGAGAUGUUCGAGAGCGUGGCGGAGUGGAUCGCGAACAACAUCAAGGCGUCCGUGUGCGACAUCCCGCUGAAGGACCUCGACAUCAUGGUGGCCUUCGCCAGCGCCUCCAAAACGAUCCAGGAGAUGUUCGAGCUCGUGGCGGACCAGUUCCCGAACAACAUCAAGGCCUACGAGUACGACAUCCCGCCGAAGGAUCUCAAGAUGGUGGUGGUCUUCGCCAGCAAUUCCACGACGAUCCAGGAGGGGUUGAAGCUCAUGGCGGAGUGGAUCCCGGACAUCAUCAUGGCGUCCGUGAGCGACAGCCCGCUGAAGGACCUCAAGAUUGUGGUGGCCUUCGCCGGCAACUCCACGGGGAUCCAGGAGAUGUUCGAGAGCAUGGCGGAUUGGAUCCCGAACAGCAUCAAGGCGUCCUUCGCCGGUAACUCCGCGGCGAUCCAGGAGAUGUUCUGGCUCGUGGCGGAGUGGAUCCCGAUCAACAUCAAGGCCUCCCUGUACAACAUCCCGCUGAAGGACCUCGAGAUGGCGGCCGUCGACGACGACUCCACGGCGAUCCAGGAGAGGUUCGAGAGCGUGGCGGAGUGGAUCACGAACAACAUCAAGGCGUCCGUGUGCGACAUCCCGCCGAAGGACCUCGACAUGGUGGUGGCCUUCGCCAGCAACUUCACGACGAUCCAGGAGAUGUUCGAGCUCGUGACGGACCAGAUCCCGAAGAGCAUCAAGGCCUUCGAGUACAACGUACCGCUGAAGGACCUCAAGAUGGUGGUGACCUUCGCCAGCAACUCCACGGGGAUCCAGGACAUCAAGACGGUGAUAGCCAUCGCUGGCAACUCCACGACGAUCCUGGAGAGGUCGAAGCUCGUGGCGGAGUGGAUCCCGAACAACAUCAAGGCCUCCGUGUGCGACAUCCCGCUGAGAGACCCCAAGAUGGUAGCCGUGGGCGGCAAUCCCACGGCGACCCAGGAGAUGUUCGGGCGCCUGGCGGAGUGGAUCCUGAACAACAUCAAGGCCUCAGGGUACGUCAUCCCGCUCAAUGACCUCGAGAUUGUGGUAGCCUUCGCCGGCGACUCCUCGAUAAUCCAGGAGAGGCUGAGGCUCGUGGCGGAGUGGAUCCCGAACAACUUUCCAGGUGUCAGGUCUGUGGGCGUCCACGCCUGCUUUCAGCGACCGGGCGGCGAGGACAUCUACGAGGAGGCCAUGGCCGAACUCGAGGGUAUGGCGUGUGCUUUCGCGCGAUCGGGCCUGGCGCUAUCUGUUCACGCGCGGGGGCGCUUCCACCGGCGCCGUGUCGUCUUGUGCCGCGGCGACAUCGGCGUCGCGGAACUCGCGCUCGACCUGGGCCUCCACUUCUUCGCCCCGCCGCGGCGGCAGGCGGAAAGCGGAGGCGGGGAUGGGCUGCUGCCGCCGCCGCGGGCCGCGGCUGACGCGGGCCUGCUCUCCAACGCCCGAAUCCGACAGUUGCUGCGCAGCAUCGCGCUGCUUCGGCGGAUCGUCGCCCAGGGGUGGCGGCUUCGCCCCGCCCAAUCGGCCAAGAUGGCCCGCGAGGGCCCCUUGCGCGCCGAGCUGGCCCGGAGACGAUUCGAGCGCUUCGGCCCGGGCCUGCGCGAAGAGGUGAACCCGGCCUGUGAGUGUCCCAACGAGCUGUGUGCGCGCGACGGCUACCUGCUGAACCCUGGCGCCUGCCUGCGCUGCCGCCGCUGCCGCUUGCUGCGGCCGGCGCGGCUGCUCCGCUCGCUGAUCCCGAUCCGGCGCCGGCGUCUGCGGCGCAGUUGGCGACAGGUCGCGAUGGAGCCGCUGAGCGUCGUCAUCGGGGGCCCGGUACCGAGCAGCCUCGCCGAGAAGAUAUCCUUGCCGAUCCCCGCCCUAGAGAUCGCGGUGACCUUCAAGGCGUCCGUGUGCGACAUCCCGCUGAAGGACCUCAGGAUGGCAGCCGUCGCCGACGGCUCCGCGGCGAUCCGGGAGAUGUUCGAGAGCGUGGCCUCCGAGUGCGACCUCCUGGGGAUCCAGGAGAUGUUCGAGAGCACGGCGGAGUGGGUCCCAAGCAGCAUCAAAACAAUCCUCGCUGGCAACUCCACGGCGUUUCAGGAGAUGUGCAGGCUCGUGGCGGAGUGGACCCCGAACAACAUCAAGGCCUCCCUGCACAACAUUCCGCGGAAGGGCCUCAAGAUGGCGGACGUCGACGACGACUCCACGUCGAUCCAGGAGAUGAUCGAGAGCGUGGCGGAGUGGAGCACGAACAACAUCAAGGCGUCCGUGUGCGACAUCCCGCUGAAGGACCUCGACAUGGUGGUGGCCUUCGCCCGCAACUCCGCGACGACCCAGGAGAUGUUCCAGCUCAUGGCGGACCAGAUCCCGAACAACAUCGAGGCCCCCGAGUGCGACAUCCCCCUGAAAGAUCUCAAGAUGGUGGUGGUCUUCGCCAGCAACUCCACGACGAUCCAGGAGGGUUUGAAGCGCGUGGCGGAGUGGAUCCCGGACAACAUCAAGGCGUCCGUGAGCGACAUCCCGCUGAAGGGCCUCAAGAUGGUGGUGGCUUUUGCCAGCAACUCCGCGAGGGUCCAGGAGAUGUUCGAGAGCAUGGCGGAGUGGAUCCCGAACAGCAUCAAGGCGUCCGUCGCCGGCAACUCCACGGCGAUCCAGGAGAUGUUCAGGCUCGUGGCGGAGUGGCCCCCGAACAGCAUCAAUGCCUCCCUGCACAACGUAUUGCUGAAGGACCUCGAGACGGCGGCCGUCGACGACGACUCCACGGCGAUCCAGGAGAUGUUCGAGAGCGUGGCAAAGUGGAUCUCGAACAACAUCGAGGCGCCCGGGUGCGACAUCCCGCUGAAGGACCUCGACGUGGGGGAGGCCUUCGCCGGCAACUUCACGACGGUCCAGGAGAUGGUCGAGCUCGUGGCAUACCAGGCCCCGAACAACAUCAAGGCCUCCGAGUACGACUUCCCGCUGAAGGAUCUCAAGAUGGUGGUGGUCUUCGCCGCCGGCAACUCCACGACGAUCCAGGAGGGGCUGGAGCGCGUGGCGGAGUGGAGCCCGGACAGCAUCAAGGCGUCUGUGAGCGACAUCCCGCUGAAGGACCUCAAGAUGGUGGUGGCCUUCGCCAUCAACUCCGCGGGGAUCCAGGAGAUGCUCGAGAGCAUGGCGGAGUGGAUCCCGAACAGCAUCAAGGCGUCCUUCGCCGGCAACUCCACGGCGAAACGCUCGAAGCGCACCGAGCCGGGCCGUGCCUGGCGAAAUUAUCUGACGGGCGGUGCGUUGGAGAUGCGCAGUCUCGUGGCGGAGUGUAUCCCGAACAACGUCGAGGCCUCCCUGCGCAAAAUUCCGCUGAAGGGCCUCAAGAUGGCGGACGUCGACGACGACCCCGCGUCGAUCCAGGAGAUGAUCGAGAGCGUGGCGGAGUGGAGCAUGAACAACAUCAAGGCGUCUUUGUGCGACAUCCCGCUGAAGGACCUCGAAAUGGUGGUGGCCUUCGCCCGCAACUCCGCGACGAUCCAGGAGAUGUUCCAGCUCAUGGCGGACCAGAUUUUGGACAACAUCAAGGCCCCCGAGUACGACAUCCCCCUGAAAGAUCUCAAGAUGGUGGUGGUCUUCGCCAGCAACUCCACGACGAUCCAGGAAGGGUUGAAGCGCGUGGCGGAGUGGAUCCCGGACAACAUCAAGGCGUCCGUGAGCGACAUCCCGCUGAAGGGCCUCAAGAUGGCGGUGGCCUUCGCCAUCAACUCCGCGGGGGUCCAGGAGAUGUUCGAGAGCAUGGCGGAGUGGAUCCCGAACGGCAUCACGGCGUCCCUCGCCGGCAACUCCACGGCGAUCCAGGAGAUGUUCAGGCUCGUGGCGGAGUGGAUCCCGAACAACAUCAAGGCCUCCCUGUACAACAUCCCGCUGAAGGGCCUCGAGACGGCGGCCGUCGACGACGACUCCACGGCGACCCAGGAGAUGUUCGAGAGCGUGGCGGAAUGGAACACGAGCAACAUCGAGGCGUCCGCGCGCGACAUCCCGCUGAAGGACCUCGACAUGGUGGUGGCCAUCGCCAGCAACUCCACGACGAUCCAGGAUAUGUUCGAGCUCGUGGCGGACCAUGCCCCGAACAACAUCGCGGCCUCCGAGUACAACUUCCCGCUGAAGGACCCCGACGUGGUGGUGGCCCUCGCCAGCAACUCCACGACGAUCCAGGAGAUGUUCGAGCUCGUGGCGGACCAGGUCCCGAACCACGUCAAGGCCUCCGAGUGCAACAUCCCGCUGAAGGACCCCGACAUGGUGGUGGCCCUCGUCAGCAACUCCACGACGAUCCAGGAUAUGUUCGAGCUCGUGGCGGACCAGGUCCCGAACAACAUAAAGGCGUCCGUGUACAACACCCCGCUGCAGGACCUCAAGAUGGCAGCCUUGGCCCACGGCUACACGGCGAUCCAGGAGAUGUUCGAGGGCGUGGCGGAGCGGAUCCCGAACAACAUCAAGGCGUCCUUCGCCGGCAAUUCCACGACGAUUCAGGAGACUUUCAGGCGGGCGGCCUUCGCCGACAACUCCACGGCGGUCCAGGAGAUGCUCGAGCACAUGGUGGAGUGGAUCCUGAUCAACAUCAAGGCCUCCCUGUGCGGCAUCCUGCUGGAGGGGCUCGAGACGGCGGCCUUGGCCAACAACUCCGCGGCAAUCCAGGUGAUGCUCAAGCAUGUGGCGGAGUGGAUCUCGAGCAACUCCACUGCGGUCCAGGAGAUGUCCGAGAGCGAGGCAGUGCGAAUCCCGAACAACAUCAAGGCCUCCGUGUGCGACGUCCCGCUGAGGGGACUCAUCCCGUUCCCGUGUCUGCACUUCUUAGUGAACAGGUAUCUGCGGCUCUUGGCUGCGCCCCCAGCGUUGCGCGUGGACAUCGUGGCCGUGGAGCGGACAG
This is a messenger RNA of Prorocentrum cordatum, 5799 nucleotides long. The record is from the annotation of a GenBank genome assembly. NCBI's taxonomy places the organism in Eukaryota, Dinophyceae, Prorocentrales, Prorocentraceae.